Stegastes partitus (bicolor damselfish) is the source of this 1862-nucleotide messenger RNA. RefSeq names its product cathepsin A (gene ctsa). NCBI's taxonomy places the organism in Eukaryota, Metazoa, Chordata, Actinopteri, Pomacentridae. The coding region runs from base 100 to 1515 and encodes 471 amino acids. Gene Ontology annotation, biological process: proteolysis. Gene Ontology annotation, molecular function: serine-type carboxypeptidase activity. The transcript has 14 exons. The record is from RefSeq and is a predicted model, not a curated record.
UGUCAUGUGAUCCCCUGUCAUGUGACCCGCUGACUUCAGUCGGAGCUGCAGCCAACUUCACCUGCGGAGCGACAGACCGGCCGAAACCAGGUGGAAAAGAUGCAGGUGUUGCUGUGCUACUUCCUGUUGGCUCUGCUCAGCGCAGACGCCGCUCCAGCAGCAGACGAGAUCACUUACCUGCCCGGCCUGCAGAAACAGCCGGGCUUCAAACAUUACUCUGGAUACCUGAGUGUGGCCGACGGGAAACACCUCCACUACUGGUUCGUGGAGUCCCAGAAUGACCCGUCCUCUGACCCGCUGGUAUUGUGGCUGAAUGGCGGUCCCGGCUGCAGCUCUCUGGACGGGCUGCUGACUGAACAUGGGCCUUACCUGAUCCAGGACGACGGCGUAACGCUGCAGUACAACCCCUACUCCUGGAACAAGAUCGCCAACAUGUUGUACCUGGAGUCUCCAGUGGGCGUCGGCUUCUCGUACUCUGACGAUCAGCGAUAUGUCACCAAUGACACAGAGGUGUCUAUGAACAACUACCUGGCUCUGAAGGAGUUCUUCCGUCUGUUCCCCGAGUUCAGCAGCAGGCAGGUGUUCCUGACCGGAGAGAGUUACGGAGGAAUCUACAUCCCGACGCUCGCCGAGAGGGUGAUGGAGGACGCCAGCAUCAACCUGCAGGGCGUUGCCGUGGGAAACGGGAUGUCGAGUUACGAGAUGAACGAUAACUCUCUGGUGUACUUCGCCUACUAUCACGGCCUGCUGGGCAGCCAGCUGUGGACCGACCUGCAGAACUUCUGCUGCAGCGCCGGAAAGUGCAACUUCUACAACAACCAGAACCCGAACUGCAGCAACAGCCUGUCGGAGGUUCAGUACAUCGUCUACAGUUCCGGACUGAACAUGUACAACCUGUACGCCUCCUGUCCAGGUGGAGUUCACCACAGAGUCAGCGUGGAGCGGGGCCAGCUGGUGAUCAGAGAUCUGGGGAACUCGUUCGUCAACCAUUGGUAUACUCAGAUGUGGAGCCAGAAGUUAAAGGGUUUGGCGUCCCUGCACCGCAACGUCCGUCUGGACCCGCCCUGCACUAACUCCACCCCCUCUUCACUGUACCUGAACAACCCGUACGUCAGAGCUGCUCUGCACAUCAGCCCCAAAGCUCUGGACUGGGCCAUCUGCAGCGCAGAGGUGAACCUGAACUAUGGUCGGCUCUACCUGGAUGUCAGAAAACAGUACCUGAAGCUGCUCUCUGCUCUGAAGUACAGGAUCUUGGUGUAUAACGGGGACGUGGACAUGGCCUGUAACUUCAUGGGGGACGAGUGGUUUGUUGAGUCUCUGCAGCAGCAGGUGGAGGUCCAGAGGCGUCCGUGGCUCUAUGAUGACGUCGAUGGUCGGCAGGUCGGAGGUUUCGUCAAAGAAUUUGACAACAUCGCCUUCCUUACUGUGAAGGGUUCUGGUCACAUGGUUCCAUCCGAUAAACCCAUCGCUGCCUUCGCCAUGUUCACCAGAUUCAUCAAGAAACAGCCGUACUGACCCAGCUAGGCCCGUCUCUGAUGUUUGGACUCUCCAGGCUGCCGUAGUUUUCAUGUCAUGUCUUUUUUUUUUGUGUGUGUUUUUUUUUCUUUUAAUCUACUGCCAGCCAAUCAGCACAGCUCUCCUCUUUGCUGCUAAACGAAACAAAACGUCUCACCUAAACCAAUCACAUUGUUGCUUUCGAUCAACGCCCCCUCCUGGUGGUGGUGGGCUGUGGUUGUCAUGGAGACGAGCACUGCCACCUGUCUGUCUGUUGAUUUGUUUUUUUUAAUUUUCACUCUGAAUGUGAAACUUGUGCUGUUUUUGAUUAAAAGGGAAACUACACAUAAAAUUUGAUUUUAAGUAAA